AUGGAAAUGCGCCGGUACCCCAUAUAUGAUAUGCGCCGGUGCCGCCAUGUACUAUACUACUCGCCGAUGUUGCUUUAUUUUUAAUUCAUCGUGACGCAAAACAUAUUUUUGAUCAUUUUUAACUAGAAAUUUCUCAAACAAUACCUUUACUUGUCACCGCUCAAGGAUGGAAAUCAUAAUCUCAAAGACGCUCUAAGGCUGUUUCAGCAACGGUCUGAAAUCCCUGAGACAGGUCACCUGGAUGCUGCCACUAUCAAAGAAAUGCACAAACCAAGAUGCGGUGUCCCAGAUCUUGAUGAGGAAGAGAACUCAGAAUCUGGUAAAUACAGAAAUGAAACCCUGCAGUAAAGGCGACAAUUUUAGGCGAUCAUUCGGCUUCUAGCACUUCAUAUGCUUCUCUUGUGGUCUGUGCCGUUUUCUUUGUUUAUUUGUCUGUUUUUUAAUUUUGCCUAAUAUGACUGACAGAGAAUGUGGUAUAUUUAUGGCUUUUGCCUAAGAAUGCCAUAUUUAUUAUCCUGAAGCAUUAUAAAGACAGUCCACUCCUUCACUUUUUAGUGAAUAGAGACCUUAAGAUAUACCGUUUCCGUGUACAGGCGGAUACUGGUAAAUUAGCACUCCUUACAGUGGAGUUUUUUCUGGGGGAGUUAUUUUAACCCCAAAAAGUUAGUUUAAAGAACUCUUUUUCGGGAGUAAAAGUGAGCCCAGAUAUUGAGGAGUUAAAAGAACCCCAGAAAAGAAGUUAUCCUGUACCUAAAAUUUUUACUCCACUUUCAGAGUUAAAUUAACUCCAAAAAGAGUAAAAACAACCCAUGUAACGAGUAAAAGUAACCCCAUUUCGGAGUUAUUUUAACUGCAGACUGGGAGUAAAAAAAACUCUUUUUCAGGAGUAAAAAUGACCCCAAAUUCGGAGUUAAACUAAGUAGGAGUUAAAAUAACCCCAAAAAAGGGGUUAUCCUGUACCUAAAAAUUUCACUCCAUUUUUGGAGUUAUAAUAACUCCCUAAAAAUUACGGUGCACGUAGCCCUAAAUACGGGUAGAUUGCUCUUACGCGGGAGAAGCGGCUACUACCGCUUAGAGUGGGUUCCCCAUUAUCACAUCUAGGAAAUAAUGGUUGCCCUUUAUAAAACUGUGAGGUAAGCAUGUUCGCUUACCCGUACUCGUAGGUUGAAACGGUGUAUCUUAAGGUCACUAAUAACAGGAAACGUAAUACGUAUAUGCCGGCUUGAUAAUUUGAGUAAGGGACAAAACGUUAAAAGGAACAAUUUUCAUCACGGUCUUCUUCUUCUUACAAGUGUUCUCUUCUCAUAUCCCAAACUUUUUCUCUGUUCACGAUUUAAUCACCGAUCUUGUACCCACUGGUUUGUGAUAUAAUCACCUCGCGCUAUUAUAUAUAUUUUAUCGUCACCAAUCAAAUGGGUGCUAACAUAGUCUAUCUAUGAUAUAAUCCAUGACUCGAUGAUACUUGCAUUGUCCAACGCAGUGACUUUCAAACAUGAUGUUUUAGGAAGAGUUAAACGGUUUUCCGUUUCUGGGGACAAAUGGAAAAAAAGGAAUCUCACAUACAGCUUCCACAACUAUGCCUCAAAUGGAACGCUGAAUUCAACACAGCAGCGUAAAAUUUUCAGAAAGGCCUUUACACAGUGGCAAGAGAUCGGUCCUUUGUCCUUUGUAGAUGUUACAGAUAACGCUUCCCUCAGUAAUUCCUCCGAUAUCACAGUGUCGUAAGUUGACCUUUAUCUGGUUCAAUAAUUUUCUAGCCUACCCACAGAUUAUUUAACUUCUAUUUCUUUAUUCGCCGAGGACGACUAUUACUACGAGGAAACGUUUCACUUUCUUUUUCCGCAUAGGCCAUUCUCUCUUUUUUUUCUCCUUUUAGCAUAGUGCGACCGACCCAAAUUUUUGGCAUUUUCAAAAAAAAAAAGUAACGACGUAGUUAAACCAUUUUUCACUUGAAAUAAUUCUUUUAAUCUAUCUGAAAAAUGAUCAUAGUAACAGCAUAGAGAAAAACAGGAACAUUUUUUAAAGCAAAUUGUACAUUUUGAUAAUCCAAUUAUGUGAAAGUUAACUUUUAACAUCGUCCCAGGGUACCAGGGCCUCCUAUUCCGAGACUUCUUGUGAUUUUAUUUUAAGUUUUUUUUUUCGAUCCGACCGACCGGCCGGUGGCCAUAUUCUCAAAAAAAUCGACUCUGUGCAUUUUGUGCUCAAGAAGAAUGAUGAUAAAUGGUAAAACGUAUAUAACAUAACUUGUCAAAGCCACAACGACAUUCUCGCUGUGUGAUAGAAUGACGACGGCUAUAACGUUUUCCCGCCAAAAUUGACGCUGGUUCACGCGCACGACUCUGUAAAAAAAAAAUCUCGUCAUCGUAAUCGGCCCGUCAUUAAAAAAAGGUCUCUUUUAUCUUGGUUAAAUUUUCAUACUGUAGGUUUUUUACCCGUCAUCACAGUCCAUGUUCAUAUGAUUUCGAUGGCGAGAAUGGAGUAUUGGCUCAUUCAUUUUUUCCUGAAUCUGGAGACGCGCACUUUGAUGACGACGAGACCUUUACUGAUGGAGUUUCAACUGGGAAAAAUCUUUUCUCUGUUGCUCUUCAUGAGAUUGGCCAUCUUCUAGGGUUAAAGCAUUCCGUUAAAUCUGACGCCAUUAUGCAUGGAACAUACAAGCCCUAUAACCAAAAUAUGAAUCUCACGGACGACGAGAGACUUGGCAUCAACUUCAUAUAUAGUAAGUAACGACAGGUUGAUGUCACGCCAGCAUCAUCAUAGUGUCAUAAUUUUGUUUAAAACUUUCCCAAUGAAAAUGUGUCACGUUGUCACGACUGCGGAACACAUAUUCCACAGUCUCGUACACUAGGCUGGCAGCAGGCCCGUCUACAAUGGGGGGAGGGCGUGAGUGGCAUUGAACCGAUACACCCCCUCUAUAAUACAAAGAGUACUUUAUGUAAAGGAAUUUAAAAAACAACAGCAAAAACAAACAAACGAAUAGGCUUAAUGAGGUAUAUGAACAAACGCGAUUCAAACCUUUGCCCGGAUCUAGUGGAGAAUCUUUCCUUGUUAUAGGCCAUGGUGUAAGUUCGGCUGGUUUGAUAUGAAAUUGAGUGAACAGCUAACUUAUUAAACAUGAUAACAGAUCACAGCGAGUGAGCUUGUUGUUCCGAAAAGAAACUCGUUUCAGAGUUUAACUGCCCAUAGACAUACUGGGUCAGUUAUUUAAACGGAGUGUAGCCCGUGUGUAACAAAAACAGUGCCCUAAGCCAUUGCCAGUUUGCCCAACGCUUUUAUCUAAACACCAUUUAUCGCUAACAAUUUCCAAAAAGCAUUUAUUGCGGAGACUGGAAAAGAACUUAUUUUCUUACAUUAACCCACCAUAUUAAGAAAGGGAUUUGUAGGUCCAAUUAUUUCUUAAACCGCGCAGCCUAAGUGAGACUUUGUUUAAAUAACCGACCCAUUGAUUCUUUCUUUUUUCUUUGUCUCAGUAACUUCAGAAAAUUCAACAUCAAAUACAACAAGUGGUGAGUAUUGUAGUCCUCAGACUAAGAAUUGUUCAACAAACAGCGCUUACAGGAGCCCACUGCUCCUGACGCUCUGACCAAGGUAAAAAUGAGCGACAGUGAUAAAAAGGCGAACAUGAACACAUACGACAUUAUUUCGUCUACCAAACUUGUAACUAUAAGAAGUUUCACUUUGUAGUCGUGCAAAACAAGGGCAACAAAAUGCACAAAGGUGUGCUAGUUGCACGUUCAAAGGUUUUCCUGUUGUUAUUCACAAAACUAUCGGCAUGUUAACGAGAGCUUCGCUUUUUAGCCCCGGCUACUGAAAUCUGUAUUCAAAGUAGACAGACUGAAAAUUAUAGUAGUUGCCAAAAAAUAUAUCUACGUGUCCCAACUGUUCAUAAGUAGGAUGCCUAAAAAACGUGCAAUUCCACAAUUGGUUUCGGCCCCAUUAAAUCCUAUACCAAUUGCAGAACAUUUUAGAAGGAGCCACCCACCGUGUGAGCACAGUCGCGGACAACACAUAUAAGUGAGCAAAAUAACGCAAAGUAAAACUAAGACGUUAUUAAACGUACUAAAUGUACACGCAACUUAAAUAAAUAAAUAAGUAAAUAAAUAAAUAAUGCACGCGCCCAAAAUUAAAUUGCGCACGCACACGUACCAAUAUACAACUGAAAAAAUCCAAGUAAUAAAUAGGCAAAGUAAGGAUACUUACUUGCCAGAAUUUCUGAAUAUUUUACUUUACGUCGAGGAUAACCCUGUAUGAUUGUGUCGUUAAUGUUUAUAUUCAGCGGUAAUUUUUAAUUCGAAUCUGGACUAUUCUGACUUAUGGAAAGGCCACGUCCACACGUAUCCGAAUACUUUUGAAACCGCUACUUUUAUAUAGGAAUCAGCCCUCUGUCCACACGAAACCAGGGAACUUCCAUGAGCGACCACCUCUCGUAAGCCAUCUCUUAGCCAAAAUACCAAAACUUUCCCAGUCAAAGCCUUACAGUUGGAACCUCUACUAAACGACCACCUCCUGUAAGCGACCGCGACCACUUUUUGGGCCUGAAAGUUUAAUGAUUUUUUAAAUAUUUUUAACCUCUUGUAAGCGACGACUUGACGCAUUCUCUGAUCUCUAACUUCGCUGUGUGGACUGUGCUUCCUAGAAUAUACAAAGAGCUAAUUAGUAACGGCGUGGACCCAUACAUGGCGUAACUUAAAAAUUGUAUGCAAUAAUUAUUUUUCGCAAAGCAGAUGUGCCCGGACCUCUUCUUGGAAGAGGCGCCCCGUGGUUUGAUUCUUGUAAGCGACCACUUCCUCUAAGCGACCACUAAGACUUUGCAUUUUGGGUAGUCGCUUACGGGAGGUUCGACUGUAUUUUUUGAAACUGUCUUGCACAGCGGAUUCUUUUGGAGUCGACGGGUUUGGUGAAUUCGCGUGUGGAAGACUGAAACCGGAACUUUUUGACGUCAACUAUGUCAUGAACUCGGGUCUAGUCUUAAAUGAAAAUUUUCAAGUUCAAAAUGGUAGACAACCAUGUUUCUGUUUACAGCUCUCGCUCAUAUUGCCAGUCUUAUUGCAUGCUUUAAAAUAAAUUUUGCUGUUUUGACGACAUCAGUUCAAACUUCAAGACUUAAUUCAUACAGAUUGUGAAAUCGUUCAGUUCGAGACAAAGUCGUGUAAAACGCCUUCAGUCUGAACCUCUUUGAAAGAAGAUUUAGGGUUCGCCCAGGGUAAACAAGUGCCUGGCGCCGACGGUACAGGCAGGCCUGGCCAUUAUGCUCGAUAGUGGUCGAUUUAGCUACAACAAUACUCAAAAAUGCGGCGAAAUCACAUCGCUGGCUCUGUUUGCGCAUGCCUAUUAGCCAGUAAUUAGCAAAGUAAAUCGCCUUAGCGUAUUCGUGUUAGUGGGUAAAUCUAAACCAGAUACACCACACCGUAUUCCUCUUGAUGCAAAUAUCAAGUAUGUAUGUGGUUUUAGCGCCAGUAUUCGGAUUCGUGUGGACGUGGCCCGGGCAACCUUCCAUGUCGAUUCCAUGACACUGCAACUAACAACUAAAAAUGGAUAUCAGUUGUAUUCUUUAACCUUGGAGGAACAGUACCAUAGAAUAAAUCCAAGUACAAAAGAAUUUUAAAUUGAUUGGUGGUUUCUGUGGAGUGAAAUUAAUGUUUUCUGACACGGCUCUAAUACUCCAGUCAAUCGUCUAUCCACAAGAUAGCUAGCUUGAUGCUUGAAAGAAGGAAAGAAAGAAAGUUCUCUUUCAGUUUCCAAGGUCCUGAAUUCUUUAACUCUCUUAGUUUUAAAAUUCGAAAUGUAACAAUUACCGCUUCUUGUUGCUGUAAACUGAAAGCAUUCCUCUUCUUAAUCUCUCCUUUUCAUUUUCAUUUUAUUCUUAGUUUUUUUUUUAAAUUCCUUUCGCUUUUGUUAGCCUAAUUAUGAUUAAUACGAUUAUCUAAUAUAUCUUAAGAUUUACUGUACCUCAGUAAUUGAUAUUUUGUUGUAAUAAUUUAACUGAGGAAGCCCAUUCCUCAUAAGCCCGGUGGCUUCCCUUGGGCUUCCUCGCCUCAUAGUUAUUAGAUCGAGGAGAAUGGUUAUGAAAAGCGACAAACAUCAAUGAUAAAAACAACAGUGCUGCAGUUUAUGUUGGAAGCACGCUGAAAGUGCACAAUCCUUUGUUUUCUGUUGGCAAAAUGUUACGGAAUAAGUUAAUGCAACGUUUUACAUUGGUCAAUACAAUCAUGAAAGGAAUGCUUUUCAACGUUGUGCACUUUCAGGCCCACAAAAAAAAAUAUAACAAAGGAGUCUGACGGGAUUCAUAACCAUUCCACUCAAUUAACUAUGUCGCCAUUAGCUUUUUUAAAUAUUUUGAAUUUUUUUUAUUUUUAUUUUUGUAUAUUAUUAUGGCAAAACAAUAAACUGAAUUUAAACUGAACUUCUUAAAAGCUGCUUUUUUGAAGACUUGCAGUUUUGUAUACCACAAGGCUGACAUAACGCUUUCCAUUGAGACAGCUAAAUUGAAAGAUACUUAAUCUUUUCAUUAACAUUAUCUCAAAUGUUGAAGCCAUUUUUGUUUUCAGAACAGACUUCAUGUAACGACACCCAUGCUUCAUGCAAAGAAUACGCCGACUAUUGUGAAGAUGCAGACACUGGAAUUGCAAUGAGAAACAAUUGCCCUGUAACCUGCGGAAUAUGCGGUAAUUUUUUAUGA
Messenger RNA from Porites evermanni, 6679 nucleotides. Lineage: Eukaryota; Metazoa; Cnidaria; Anthozoa; Scleractinia; Poritidae. The record is from the annotation of a GenBank genome assembly.